CUCAGUUUGUUUAUUGUUUCCGAUCGGUAAGCACGUAAUUCCGUCAUGAAUUUUCAAAAUUUGAACGAGGAUUGUGUCCGUCACAUAUUCGAGUUUCUGGACUUGGACGAUCUGUAUGCCAUGAGCAAUGUGAGUAAACACUUCCGUGAUAAUGUGAAUAAAACGAAACUGAAACGGAAAUGUGCGCUGACCGUUGACACACCGACUGCCUACAAUAAAAUUCGAAAAUUCCUGCGCCGAAUCGGUCAUCACAUCGAAACGAUUAAAAUCGUCGAAAUUCAACGGGACAGUCAUAAUUUGUCGUAUGUGUACCAAGUGACGCAGUUACUGCAAUCGUACUGCUACAAUGUGAAGCAUUUGCGAAUCGAACAUUUCGGUGGCAUUAGACUGACCGAUUUCGAGCAGCACUUUGAUUUGCAGACAUUAGAAUUGGAAAAUUCAUCGUUGUGCAGUUCGAUGGUGCCGUCUGCGUCUCAGCAGCAUGACUUUAACAUGACCAUCAAUGCAUUGACAUUGAAUACAUGUACCAGCGGUGAUAUACUCAUACUGUUAGACUAUUUGAAAAUGAAUCCAAAGUUGCGUCAUUUGCGCUUGCUAAACUGUUGUCUAUGUGCGAACGAGACCAUGACCGGUCUGUUUAACGAUGUCAUCAUAUCGUCACUACAACAUCUGCAAUGUCUCACACUGGACUACAGUGUGAAGUGUACGAAUUUGCAGCUGAUCGCCGAUCUGCCUAAUUUGAGGAAAUUGUUUUUGCUUCACUUCAACGAGAACAAACUGACGAAACUGUUCGACUGCUAUGCGAAUAAAGAGCAGUGCCGCCUACAAGAGAUCCACUUCCACAUGUGUACGAUAAGUAACAACAGCAUUUACGAGUCGUUAUCGAAAAUCAAGUCGUUGGAAGUGUUGGAAAUGUGCAAAAACUUUGGCAUGACCAGCAAUCACUUGAACAUAAUGUCGGCAUGUAAGCAGCUGACACACCUACGCUGUUUCGAUUGCAUUCAACUUAUAAACGACGAAGGUAUCUGCAAUUUGGUGGGCAAUUGCGAGAAAUUGAGAAUGCUUGCAGUGUACUGGUGCACGGGCGUUACGCUGGAUACGGUCGAUAGAAUUGAACAUAUAAACAAAUUGACGGGACGGCCACAUUUUACGUUCAAAAUUGGUGGACGAACGGGUAUCAACUGGAAUGACAGUGGACCGGUUCCGAGCAUCAGUAAGAUCGACCGAUCCACCGAUACAUUCACUUUCGAAGCGACGAACGAGAACAUCACCUGCCAGACUCAUCGUCACAACUGUUCCAGUUGGCCGGACUCUCCGUCAGAUCAUUGAUGAAAUUGCUGUGUCGUUGGUGGCAUAAGAUUUUGUAAUUAUCAAAUACACAAGCGAAAAACACAGGAACGUUGUCCUUAA
Messenger RNA from Bradysia coprophila, 1410 nucleotides. RefSeq lists its product as uncharacterized. Gene Ontology annotation, cellular component: SCF ubiquitin ligase complex. Gene Ontology annotation, biological process: SCF-dependent proteasomal ubiquitin-dependent protein catabolic process. Gene Ontology annotation, molecular function: protein binding. The record is from RefSeq and is a predicted model, not a curated record. Lineage: Eukaryota; Metazoa; Arthropoda; Insecta; Diptera; Sciaridae.